GAAGAAGAACAACCCAAUUCAAUAGGGAAGUUGUACGGAAAUGUUCAUAAGCUCCCUAUAACCGGUCGAUAUGUACUGUACACAUUACCCAUCGCUAUCAUUCUAGCCAUACCAAUUGGCACUCUGGUUGCAUUGAAAAGCAUUAAGGGCACUGAACCGAAGCUCGGCGAACAGACUGUAAACACUGACGCCGGAAAAGUUGUUGUCACCGGCCUGCGCCUUUUGGAUCUCUUCGUAUGGGCCGAAGCCACCUGGAUCUCGCUAUGGGGAGCUAAAGCAUUUGCACAUGUCCUACCUUCCAUGAUAAAGUUCUUCUGUGGCGUCGUUAGCGUAACCAAGCCUAGGUAUGAAAGGGCUCUCUACUUGCUUGAGAACUAUAUCAUGGCGUUCCUGGCCUUCUUGGCCUCAUGGAUGACAUAUAAGGCUGUCAUGGAGAGAGGCCAUGGCCACUUUCAAUGGGUCACAACUUGUAGUAAUAUCCUCGUAUCCUGCUUCAUCUCAUCAGGGGUUCUUCUCGGGGAAAAGGUGUUUAUACAGCUUGUGUCGAUCAGCUACCAGCAACAGUCCUUUCAGCUCCGGAAAACAGGGAACAGAGAGGAUGUGGACAAUCUUCAAGAGCUUUAUAAGGAGGCCAUGUCGCCGCAGGCAGCACAACGUGGGUAUAGGAACUACAUUAAAGAGCUCGUGAUGAAAGAUCCCGUAGACGAUCAUAAUGUGUCCAAAAUGCUGAAAGAGGGGGCCUCUACCGAGCAGCUCGCUGCCACUAUUUGGGAGGCUCUUGGUCUCGAAAAGCACGACACUAUUUCAAGAAGCCGCUUUCAUGGUAACCUAAAGCCACUCAAUCAGCUGUUCAGUCGCAGCCCUGCCACUCAAAUUCUAUCAAAUGAAGAGUGGGGUCGCAGGGUUAAAGAGAUUGGACAGGAGUAUCGUGCAAUAACUAGCAAUGAGACCGACAUGGCCCAAGCAAUUAGAUCUCUGGACAAGGUCUGCUUAUGCCUUGUCGUUUUUAUGGCUUUUUUGAUUUUCUUCUCGUUCCUUCAAGCAUCAUUGUUAACAAGCAUCGCAACAGCCGGGACGAUGAUACUGUCAAUGUCGUUCAUGUUUGCAGUGACGGCUCAGGAGUUCCUUGGGUCCUGCAUAUUCCUCUUUGUAAAACAUCCAUAUGACGUUGGCGAUGAUUUAGUCGUUAUGAACACCGAAAGGGAACAGCUCAUUGUGAUAAAGAUAUCUUUGCGUUUCACCAUUUUUUCUCGCUCCGACACGCAAGAGACUGUGCAGAUCUCUAACAUUAUCCUGAACAACUUGUUCAUUGAGAAUCGAUCCCGGAGUAAGGUAAGUCGAACGGCGAUCAAGAUAGAUAUCCCUCGAAGUCGGUCUAAUGCCAAGUUGGAGGGGCUCCUGAACAAGUUCGUCCAGGAGGACGACAAUUCGCCAUAUUGUCAUCCAAACGUUAAGGUCUUUCAGGUCGGUCUGGGUGAUGAAGAAAAGCUACAGUGCUCCAUAGCAAUCGAGCAUAAGGUCGCGCUUCUAGAUGUGAAGGUCCGAGUAGCUCUAAACGACAGAUUGAUG
Molecule: messenger RNA, 1569 nt
Organism: Microdochium trichocladiopsis
Lineage: Eukaryota; Fungi; Ascomycota; Sordariomycetes; Xylariales; Microdochiaceae
Exons: 2
Biological process (GO): intracellular calcium ion homeostasis; calcium ion transmembrane transport
Molecular function (GO): calcium channel activity
Source: RefSeq, a predicted model, not a curated record